This is a messenger RNA of Paramecium sonneborni, 1458 nucleotides long. The record is from the annotation of a GenBank genome assembly. Lineage: Eukaryota; Ciliophora; Oligohymenophorea; Peniculida; Parameciidae.
AUGCUAUAAAAUUUAGGAAAUUACAGGAAAAGAAUAACAGAAAUAGUUUCACCAACUUUUUUUAAAGAACGAAAGAUUUCUGAAGUAGUAGAGUAAUAACCACCAAUUAUUAUAAAUAAUCGAAUAAAAUCUUUACAUUUACCAGAAAUUUCAUUAUUGUUGAAUAAUUCUAUUGAAUUAGAUUUCACUGGAUGUAAAACAGCUUAAAUGAAUCAUACAAAUAAAAUUAAUGUAUUUUAAUAAUAUGAUUAAUUGAAUGAAGGAUCAUUAAUGAAAAAAUCUGUAAUUUUAUCUAUGAAUUGUUCACCAAAGAAUCGUAAAUUAUAAAGAAGAGGUACUUUAUUUUUGAUAGAUGAGAAUGAAUAAAAGAAGUAUGAAUAAUGGGUUAAUAAGUUAAGAAAGAAAACAACAGAUUAUUUUGUUAAUAUUAUUUUGAAUCAUUAUAUUGAACUAUUUGCUUCUAUUUAAAUGAAACAUCACAAACAUUUAAUUGAUAUUUAUUGUGAAGUUGGAGAAUAAAUAUUAUAAAGUCCAAUUAUAUUAAUUCGAUUUACUUUAGUUAUUGGAUCAUACUUUUUAGAAAUUAAAGAUUUUAAUAAAAGUAGUUUCUUAUCUAAACAAUUAUUUAUAAUUACUAAAAUGUUAUCUUUAUAUAAAGAAAGAUCUAGAAUCAUGUUAUUUAUUUCAAAGAUUUGUUAAUAAGGAUAAUAAUAUGAAUAAUCAUUAUAAAUAUUAGAAGAUGGAUUAGUAUAUAGUUGGUUAAGUGAUGGAUCAGAAGAAGAAGCUUAAAUAUAUGAAUCUAUGGGUAUUUCAUUAUUUUAUAUGUAAUAAUAAAAAAAAGCUAGAAUAUUUCAUUUUAAAUAUGUUAAUGGACAUUUAGAACCACAUAAUUCAUAAUUAAGAAUUUCUAUUAUAUAAUAAUUAUAAUUAACAGAAAAAUUAUUAAAAGAAAAAGGAGAAAAAUAAAAUGAAAUUAAUGAGGCAGUUAUUAAUAGAUUAUAAUUUCCAUUUUUAAAAAGGGAAAGAAAUAAAAUAAUAAAAAAGAUUGAUAUAUCUUAAUUUGAAGAAAAUAUUAAAUAAAUAAUAAGUGAAUUAAGUUAAGUAAUUAAAUAUGAAAGUAUAUUAUUAAGAGAUAGUUAAAUUCAAAAACCAAUGAUGAAAUUAAGAGAUUUAGGAACAAUUACUUCAAAAUAUUUAGAAAUGAAAAGAAAGAAUAUUAGAUUGUAAUGGAAAUAAAGAGAAAGAAUUAAUACAGUAACUUUAGAUAAAAAUAUAAAUGAAUAUAUCACAUAAAGAAAUAAAUCUAUUAUUGAUUGUUAAUUAUUGUUUAAACGAAUACAUGAUAAUAUUGGAUAUAAAAAAGACAAAGAAUUAGAGCCUAUUCUUAUUCAUUAAACUCAAAAGAAACCAUUGAUUUUGUAAAUAAGAAAAGUAUUUGAAUAAUAAUUAUAUGAUUGA